AUGGCAAAAGAGUUCGUCGUCGGAGAUGAUAGCGGCUGGAGAACGGAUUUUGAUUACCAAAAGUGGGCUAAAGGCAAAGUAUUUCGAGUUGGUGAUACAUUGGUGUUCAAGUACAAGGCUCCUAAUCACAACGUGUUCAAGGUGGACGGAGCUGGGUUCAAGGAAUGCACUAAACCAACGGAAAAUGAUAAAGCACCACUUACCUCUGGGAAUGACAAAAUAAAGCUAACGACUGCUGGAAACAAAUGGUACAUUUGUUCAGUUAGCAACCACUGUGCUGAUAAGGGGAUGAAGCUUUUCAUUACCGUUGCAGACGAAUCAUCUGCUGCUCGUAGCCUCAUAUGGUCUGGAUCGUACCAAGUCUUCAUCGCCACUGUCAUUGCAAUCGUGGCAAUUGUAGUCUGA
Malus domestica (apple) is the source of this 405-nucleotide messenger RNA. RefSeq names its product blue copper protein 1b-like. Lineage: Eukaryota; Viridiplantae; Streptophyta; Magnoliopsida; Rosales; Rosaceae. Gene Ontology annotation, molecular function: electron transfer activity. The record is from RefSeq and is a predicted model, not a curated record. Gene Ontology annotation, cellular component: plasma membrane.